This is a messenger RNA of Capsaspora owczarzaki ATCC 30864, 1487 nucleotides long. Its product is annotated as transaminase. The transcript has 5 exons. Bases 30 to 1487 code for a protein of 485 amino acids. Gene Ontology annotation, biological process: biosynthetic process. Gene Ontology annotation, cellular component: mitochondrion; cytoplasm. The record is from RefSeq and is a predicted model, not a curated record. Gene Ontology annotation, molecular function: L-kynurenine:2-oxoglutarate transaminase activity; pyridoxal phosphate binding. Lineage: Eukaryota; Filasterea; Ministeriida; Capsasporidae.
UUUUUUUUAACUCGUUUUGGGCUUUUUCUAUGACAACUCUGUUUGCCGCUGCUACAGUCGCUGUCCGAUCAUCAGGAUUAUCGCUCUCAUCACUGUCAUUGUCGUCAUUGUCUGUACUGCCAAGACUCUCUUCUUCUUCUUCUUCAUCCAAGAUUUCUCCGUUCGCAUCCAUGAGCACGAGCCCCAGCAAUCCCGCGUCCGCCGCUCCUCCGCCGCUCGUGUUCAGUCCCGCACAACGCGUGUCUGGCUUUGGCGACUCGGUCUUUGCCGAGUUCACUGCGCUGGCGAUCGCGCACAGCGCUGUCAAUCUCGGUCAGGGCUUCCCGGACUUUGCCGCUCCCGACUUUGUCAAGCAGGCCGGUGCCAAGCACAUUGUCGAGUCCAACCUCAACCAGUAUGUCCGAUCCAUGGGCCAUGUGAAGCUGGUCAACACGUUGGCCAGGCACUAUGCGCCAGCCGACCGCCACAACAACCCGUCCAUCAACCCAAUGACCGACAUUGUAGUCACGGCUGGCGCCACCGAAGGCAUGUUUGCAACCUUCCAGGCCAUUCUCAACCCUGGAGACGAGGUCAUUCUCAUGGAGCCGUUCUACGAUGCAUAUCCUGCACAAAUCACCAUGGCAGGCGGCGUUCCGCGCUACGUUCCGCUGCGCUUGAAAGCGGCGGAGGCUCGAAACGGCACGAGCGACGACUGGUACCUCGACUUGGCCGAAUUCCGUGCUGCCUUCACCUCAAAGACCAAGGCCAUUGUGCUGAACAACCCUCACAACCCUCUCGGCAAAGUGUUCCGCCGAGACGAGCUCGAAGCUAUCGCCCAAGUUGUUUGUGAAAAGAAUGUCAUUGCCAUUAGCGACGAGGUGUACGAGCAUCUUGUUUUCAACGACGCGCCCAACCGCCACAUCCCGCUGAGCACGCUGCCAGGAAUGCUUGAACGCACAAUCAAGCUUGGCAGUGCAGGCAAGACCUUCUCGGUGACUGGCUGGAAAGUUGGUUGGGUUGUUGCUCCUGCGCCAAUCGCCCGCGCAAUCUUCUUGGCACACCAGUGGAUUCCGUUCUGCGUUGCCGCACCCUUCCAAGAAGCUGUUGCAGACGCUCUGGAACAUGCAGACAAGUCUGGCUUCUUUGAUGAGUUUCAGGUUGCACUCUGCAAGAAACGCGAUCGUCUGAUGGACGGCUUGAAACAAGGCGGACUACCAGGCAUUCUUCCGCAUGGCGGCUACUUUGUUCUCGCCGACACCUCGUCCAUUUGGCCCAAGCUGCAGCGAGACCUCCAAUCUGGCGACGCAAAUCCGUCCCAGCCUCAUGAUUAUACCGUCUGCAAGCAGCUGACCAAGUCCGUCGGCGUUGUACCAAUCCCACCUUCGAGCUUUUUCACUCCCCAGCAUCAACCGUCGGUCAAGGAUUUGGCCCGUUUUGCAUUCUGUAAAGAGGAUCGUGUGAUUGACGAGGCGUGUCGUCGUCUGCAAGCGUUUGGAGCCAAGAAGUAA